AUGCCAGACCUCGACAGCCUUAGCGUCGGGUCGCCUCCUGCCGUUGCCGUCGUCGUUGGCAGAUGGUAUGUCCCGUUCCUGUUUGUGAAGGCCGACGGGCGGCGCCGCAUCAACGACCAGGUCCGGAAGUGCAUGUUCUACAAGAUGACGAUGGAGCAGAGCUUGGAGAAGAUAUACAGCCGCGAGAACACCCACCUUGAUGGGACUGGGAGCAGCAGUACCAAGGCUGCGGAGAUAGAUGUGACUGCGACUGUGCGCCGGUUCACAGCCCUUCUGGGUGGCACGACCGUGGUACAACCAGGCUGUCCCCAGACGGACAGCGUUGCGAUGUGGUUCCGACCAGCGGCAGCGGUGGCGGGGACCACCGUGGGAGGUGUGGGGCUGGACACAGUGCUGUGGGAGAGGAUGAAGUGGGAGAUGGAGAGGGGAGGCCGGUGGGUUGCAGCCGACGGUAAUGGCGAUGAGGAGAGGAUCGAGCGCACAGAGAGGCGCAACGACAGCCUGGGUCACUGGACCAAAUUUGGAUCCUAUUUGCUGGUGGAGAGGUUUGUGCUCUGGAGGAUGGAUGGCACCGUGGCACUCACCUGUGAAUUCAGGCAUACUGACAAGAUUAGAGCCAAGUGGGAGUGA
Molecule: messenger RNA, 630 nt
Organism: Miscanthus lutarioriparius
Lineage: Eukaryota; Viridiplantae; Streptophyta; Magnoliopsida; Poales; Poaceae
Source: the annotation of a GenBank genome assembly